Andrographis paniculata is the source of this 1967-nucleotide messenger RNA. RefSeq lists its product as uncharacterized. Gene Ontology annotation, molecular function: DNA binding. The record is from RefSeq and is a predicted model, not a curated record. Lineage: Eukaryota; Viridiplantae; Streptophyta; Magnoliopsida; Lamiales; Acanthaceae. The transcript is spliced from 7 exons. The coding region runs from base 143 to 1687 and encodes 514 amino acids.
AUAAAUAAGCAAAGGGACAGCUACAGUGAAGAAUGAAGAACCUCAGCCACUGUGUUAGCGGAAGCGUAAUUUGCAUCUCCGUCGACAUUUCCUGAAGCAUUUCUGCGCUCAUCCAUCUAGGUUGAAUCUUAAUGUUCUUGCCAUGCCUCCAUUAGGUCUUGUAAUUUAUCAUAAUUCUUAUUGCUUUCGCAGCGAUAAUAUAUCAUUUACGCCAGCAGUUCAUGGUGUUAAAAAUCAAACUGUAGUUGCUAGUGAUCGGAGUUUGGCAUUUUCAUCUGCACUAUAUAGUAAAGCAUUUUGUGUCCCCCAAAAAUUGGGUAAAAGUUUCAAUUCUAGACGAGUUGCGACCUUCGAAAUUGCAAGCUGUGCUUGUAAAACUGAAGAGGUAAAGGAUGAUGACAUGUCCAAGGGGGAUAUUGGUUUGCUCCAGUUAAAUCCUUCAAUAGUUGAGCAGCAAUUUUCAAGUGAUAAUAUGGCUGAAGGAGAGAAGUUGAGACGGAAGAGGAUUUCUAGGGCCAAUAAAGGAAUGGUAGCAUGGAACAAGGGUAGAAAGCACAGUGCAGAAACAAUACAGCGGAUUAAGGAGAGGACCAGGAUUGCAAUGCAAGAUCCUAAGAUUAGAAUGAAGAUGAAGUUCAUUAACUUAGGAAAUGCCCAAUCUGAAGCAACAAAAGAGAAAAUCGGAGUGGCUGUCCGACUGAAGUGGGAAAAACGAAAGCAAAAUUUGAAGAAUCAAGACACCUGCCUCUACGAGUGGCAGAAUCUAAUCGCAGAAGCAGCUCGUGAUGGCCUUUGUGGCGAGCAAGAAUUCGAAUGGGAUUCUUACAAGACCUUGAAUAAACAACUUGAGCAUGAACACUUGCAAAGUGUUAGGACAAGAAAUAAUACAACGAGGGCAAAAGGGGUCAAGAGAGCCCCCAAAUCCACCGAGCAGAAAAGGAAAUCUUCAGAGGCUAUAUCUUCUAAACUGUCUGAUCCCGAAUAUCGGGGUAAGGUUUCAUCAGAAGGGCCUAAAAGGCAUCCUGCAAGAAACAUGGAGACUAGUGAUCUUGAAAAGCAUGGAAUCCAAUCUAACGAAGCUCAGUUAGCAAAGAUUCGAGCACAAAGAGCUGCUGUCAAGAACAAGAAAGAUGAAGCCAUCUCCCGAGCAAAGCUGUUGAUUGCGAAAGCUGAGGCUGCUGCAAUGGCGCUUGAAGAAGAUUCCGGACAGAACAGUCGAAAUGUUCAGGCAACCUUAGUAGAGAGCAGGAUACUAAUCGCGAAAGCAAAUCACUUCCUCGAAUCCAUCGAGGAUGAAGAUCUGAUCCCUUUUGGCAAUGAUCCAUCACUAAAUUAUCAAGAAAGCUAUCGAGAUCAUCGAGGUCAGAAUGCUGUCGAAGCUAAUGGAAUUUGCAGCCAAUACCCGGCGAACAUCAGAGUCGAGGGAUUCAGGAUCAGUGAGUUUUUCUUGAAAGAUUUGGAAAAUGGAAGCACAUUACACCCCUGCCAUGGUGAUAUACAAAAAACUGAACAGGCAAUCCGUCGGAGCUUGGAUUUGUACGACUUAGAGGACCACCGCACGUCGAUGGCCUGCGGGUUCGAGUACGAAUCGAAGAUGGGGGAAGGGAUGAAGAAACAAGGGAAAAUGAUCAAGAAAUGGAUCAGGGGGAGACUGGUUGAAGUUACGGAGGAAGCCUUAGAUAUAUAGGAACUGUUGUCGGUAAGAAAGUAUUAUACUAUCUCCUUACCAAAUUUACUAUUUUCUUUUGUAUCAUUCAAAAAUAUAUUAAAGUAGUCCAGUAAGGAUCGUGUCGGGGUUGGACGUGUUAUCGUGAGCAUUCAAAUUUUCGACACCUCAUGUCACCUGGUAGAUAUGGUAAGUUUAGUGACUUGAGUGUCAGAUUUAGUUACUCGGUACGUACUUUCGGAUUUAGUUACUCUGUAAGUACUUUCGAGUAGUGUUGAAAGUAAAAUAAUCAAUAUAUAUA